AUGAAGGAUGAACUACCGUUAAGCUACGAGAAAAUUAGGUCCACUGAGAAAGCCAAAAAACUACUGACCAUGCUUACGGAUUUCCUUCAGGCACCUCAAAUUACCCUAGCAAAUGACAUUUACCAAACAAUUUACACUAUUUGUGAAGCUAGAUAUGAUGCAAAUCUUAUAAUAUGGAUUCUCGAUCUGUUUAAACAAUCUUUAAAAGAGCAAGGAGAUAUUCGUAUAAGACUUGUGCUUAAAGAGCCACAGAGAACAAAAUGGACGUUAUUCAGGAAGAUGAGGAGACAAUAUAUGAUGUAUUUACAGCUAUUAGCAAAGUCAUUAAAUUACUUGGAUGCAUUUCGUGAACAUGAUCCAGAAUCCUCUUUUGAUCGGUUGGAUGCUUUAUUUGUUUUAUCUGCUAUAGAUGAGGGGUUGUCCAUACCUGAACUUUACAAAGAAGCCUUUGCUUUUCGGGUGUGCAGUACUGAUUAUUCAGAUAAAGAGAAAAAUGAUUGUAAGGAAAUUUUCGACAUGGUGUGUCAUUAUGAAACAGUAAGACAAGGACUCGAAAAACUAUGGCCACCUUUAGAUCUCCAUGAACUAGUCUCUUAUGGAAGGAUCUUUUUCCCAGAAUAUAUAACUAAAAUAGAAGCUAACGAAAAAAAUGUUGACAUCUUUGCAAUUCUUCGGGUUUGGGAUAAUGCUGUAGACACAGUCAAAUAUCUAGGAGCAUCUGAAAGUGAAAAAGUUAGGCUAAUUGGGCUUCAAGAGUUCGAGAAGCGUCACGACUGGUUUUUUCGUACUAUAAAAACUGUAAAAUUAACAGCUGAAUCAAUAUACGCACUUUAUAUCGCCAUGAAAAAUGUUGGCAAGGGGACAGACUUUGCAGUAACAUUCAUCAGAUCAAGGGAUAUCAACUUUAGAAACGAAGACUUCGACGAACUAUUAAAUGCAAUUGCAUUAAUAGAGCAUGAAAUGGUUACUGAUAAAACAAAAACCUAUGAGAAGAAGUUUACCGAAGAUCUUUUAAAAAAAGUAAGAUUGUCAUUUAAAGAAUCAAUUACAAAUGUUGAGGACUUUCAUAAGAAACUGCUGAAAUAUUAUAACCAAGAAAUAAAAUUAUGCUCAUCGCUUGAAAGGGAAAAUGUUUCGGAGAAAUGGAUAUUUCAAGGACUCACGGUUGAAUGGCCUGAUAUAUUUGCUGUAUUACUUGCGAAGUAUGUGCCUAAGCUCUCUGAUUUUAUAGAUUAUCAUUUGAAGCCGCUCAUAUUUAGAAGAAUUGUCAUGUUUAAUGACGAUUUUGUUUUCAAUUAUCAAAAGAAUCCGAAAGGCAAAGAAGCUGCUUUAAUUGAUAUUCUUACAGAAAUGAUACCAAAUGAUAUAUGGCCUGUCAAACAUAUGAUAUAUACAGCGAUAAAGGAUUUUCAAAACCCAUCAUUUAUUGGGGUGAAUAACCAAAUUCCAAUGUUUAAAUUGUUCAUUGACAAGAAGAUAUUUAAAAUUGAAUCAAGGGAAAGAAGUCAUGAACCAAUUUGGAUCGAUAAAACAUUCAAAGAUGCGUGGACCUCCGAAAGGCAAUCUAUGUUGAAAGAAUCAAAGCAACUUGAAGGUGCAUUCCGUUUUAAUGUCAUCGAAAUGUCAUCACCAAUUGAACUUGACAAUGGGAGGGGUCUUACUUUGAUUAUAAACUUUACCACAGCUGCCAUUCUAAAUCAGUUUAAUGAUUUUGAAACGAUUACAGUAGACAGCCUUGAAAAGAAGUUAAAUGUCACGCAAGACCAAUAUGCUGAUUUCUCUGUAAAUUUGAAAAAACUUAUUAGAUAUGGAUUGAUUAAAGAGAAAAAAGGUGUCCUUCAGUUCAACCAAGGUUUCAAACCGACUGCGAUCACCCAAGAAACUGGGGUUUUAAGAGUCAACUAA
Naumovozyma castellii is the source of this 1905-nucleotide messenger RNA. RefSeq lists its product as uncharacterized. Lineage: Eukaryota; Fungi; Ascomycota; Saccharomycetes; Saccharomycetales; Saccharomycetaceae. The coding region runs from base 1 to 1905 and encodes 634 amino acids. The record is from RefSeq and is a predicted model, not a curated record. The transcript has a single exon.